UUUCUUUAUGAAGUAUGGAACCCAGCAGGGAACAUUAUUACGAUAUCAGUAAAAGGUAUCUGACAUUAAUCGGUCAGUGGCCUUAUCAAAAAUCGAAAGAGAGUUUGCUUUUCUUGAUCCUUAUUCUUGAUGCCAGUGUUCUCGUUACACAGAUUAAAGAUCUCACAGAUCGCUUAUCUAUAGAUUGGGAUAUACUCGAGUCUAAAACAGAACGCGAUAUUAUGAGAAGAUAUGCCGAAAAUGGCAGAUGGUACGUGUUAAUAUACAGCUUGUAUGUUUACAUAUCUACCAUUUCAUUUACAACAACCUCUCUCGUGCCACGCAUCUUGGAUGUCAUAGUUCCUUUGAAUACUUCUCGUCCCAUAAUGAUGCCAUAUCCAGCGUAUUACUUCGUGGACGAAAAUCGAUAUUUUCACUACAUUUUUCUCCAUAUGAUGAUUUGUUCUACUAUAUGUUUAACUGGAUUAGUCGCACACGAUUGCAUGUUUUUUACUUACAUCGAACACAUUUGCGGCCUUUUCGCCAUCGUUAGAUUUGCUAAACUUCUCGAAGAUACUUUCUCGGUAUCGUUUGGUGUGCAAAUCCUGUUAGUUACGAUCUGCUUGAGCAUUACCUUGGUACAAGUGGCCAAACUUACUCAAUGCAACGGAAAUACGCGAUGUAUUCUAUUAACAAUACCAGCGCUUUUGUUGAUGAUUAUGAUUCUGGUGAAACUGUACACAUGCCACUUUAACAAGAGCAAAAUAAAAAUUCUCACUGAUCAUCUGGUUAGCGACUGGGAAAAGUUGAAAGGCGCGGAGGAGUACGAAAUUAUGAAAACGUAUGCUGCGAACGCGAGAUUGCUUUCUUUGGCAUAUUGCUUCCGGACGACGAAUCGGAAGAUCGCAGACUCUGUAUACGCACACCGGCGAGCUUUACGGUUUGCGGAGCUUCUUGAAAAUACUUUCUGCGUUGCCUUCGCCGUACAAAUAAUGAUAGUUACCGUUACGAUGAGUAUUUCCUUGCUACAAAUUGCGAUGCAAAUAGAAGAAAUCGCGGAAACGAUGAGGUAUACGGCAUUCGUCAUUAGUCAAUUGGUCCACUUAUUCUGCUACAGUCUACAAGGCCAGAAAUUGAUAGAUCACAGCUUGCAAAUGCGCAACAAGAUAUAUAAUUCUUCCUGGUACAAUAUACCCACGAAAUCGCAAAGAUUGCUUCUGUACGUGAUGCGAAGGAGCAUGCAACCGAAUUUUUUGAGCGCCGGCAAGAUUUAUGUCUUUUCUCUGAAGAGCUUCACCACGGUUUUACAGUCUUCUGUGUCGUAUUUUACCGUACUUGCGUCUUUCCAUAUGGAACAUAGUAGAGAUUACUAUUACGAUAUCAGUAAGUGGUAUCUGAUGUUAGUCGGCCAGUGGCCUUAUCAGAAGUUGAAAGAGAGUUUGUGUUUCUUGAUUUUUAUACUCUUCCUUGAUGCUUCUGCACUUGUACCACAGAUAGCAAAAUUUUUCGUAUGCGAUAACGCACAGUGUAUUUAUGAAACUUUACCACCACAUAUGCUGACAGUGAUGAUUUUGGUGAAAAUUUUCACGUAUCAAUUUAACAGCCAAAAAAUUAAAGAUCUCACAGAUCGCUUAUUCGUAGACUGGGAUAUGCUCGAAACUGUGGAAGAACACAACAUUAUGAGAAAGUAUGCUCAAAACGGCAGAUGGUACGCGAUGAUAUAUGGCUCGUACGUUUACGUGUCUACCAUUUCAUUUACAACAACCUCUCUCGUGCCACGCAUUUUGGAUAUUAUAUUUCCAUUGAAUACUUCCCGCCCUAUAAUGUUAGCAUAUCCGGCAUACUAUUUCGUUGACGAAAAUCAGUAUUUCUACUAUAUUUUUCUCCAUAUGUUAUUUACUAGCAGCAUGUGUAUGACUGGAUUAAUCGCGCAUGAUAGCAUGUUUUUUACUUACGUCGAGCACAUCUGCGGCCUUUUCGCCGUCGUUAGAUUUGUAAAACUUCUCGAAGAUACCUUUUCGAUAUCGUUUGCUGUGCAACUCCUGAUCGUUACAGUUGGCUUGAGCAUUACCUUAGUACAAAUUAAAGAUCUCACAGAUCGCUUAUUCUUAGACUGGGAUAUGCUCGAAACUAAGGAAGAACACGACAUUAUGAGAAAGUAUGCCGAGAAAGGCAGAUGGUACGCGCUGAUAUACGGAUGUAAAUUCACUCAAUUUCUUGAGAGUACCUUUACAAUAUCGUUCGCUGUGCAACUUCUGAUCGUUACAAUUGGCUUGAGUAUUACUUUAGUACAACUCUCGAUACAGCUGCACGAUUUAGCGGAAGCGAUGAGGUACUCUUUUAUUUUUGGUCAAUUGUUUCACUUGUUCUGCUUCAGCUUCCAAGGACAAAAAGUGAUAGAUCAUAGUCUCGAAACUUGCGACAAGAUAUAUCAUGGCUCGUUUACUAUACCCGUGAAGGAACAAAGACUGCUCAUGUUCGUGAUGAGAAAAAGUAUCGAGGCUAGUGUCUUGUCCGCCGGCAAGCUGUACGUGUUUUCUCUAGAAAAUUUCACGACGGUCGUGCAAAGCUCGAUGUCGUACUUUACGUUACUGUCGUCCUUUGACGUGUCAUGA
Mycetomoellerius zeteki is the source of this 2594-nucleotide messenger RNA. RefSeq lists its product as uncharacterized. NCBI's taxonomy places the organism in Eukaryota, Metazoa, Arthropoda, Insecta, Hymenoptera, Formicidae. The record is from RefSeq and is a predicted model, not a curated record. Gene Ontology annotation, cellular component: plasma membrane. Gene Ontology annotation, molecular function: odorant binding; olfactory receptor activity. Gene Ontology annotation, biological process: sensory perception of smell; detection of chemical stimulus involved in sensory perception of smell.